CUUGCGCCUCCCGGACAUCCCGGUAAGGCAGGGAGCCUGGUGGGAGUUCGAGGAGCGCCUUGGAGGAUUACCAUCAGGAGACCCUGUAGCCGCCUCUUCUGUCCGCUCCUGCCCCAUAAGUCCUGGUGGAUUGUUGACUUGGCACUCAGGAUGGUCCAGCGUCUGACCUACCGGCGUAGGCUUUCCUACAACACAGCCUCCAACAAGACUAGGCUGUCCCGAACCCCUGGUAAUAGGAUCGUUUACCUUUAUACCAAGAAGGUUGGGAAAGCACCCAAAUCUGCAUGUGGCGUGUGCCCGGGCCGACUCCGAGGGGUUCGUGCUGUGAGACCGAAAGUUCUCAUGAGGCUCUCUAAAACGAAGAAGCACGUCAGCAGGGCCUACGGCGGCUCCAUGUGCGCAAAAUGCGUCCGCGACCGGAUCAAGCGUGCUUUCCUUAUAGAGGAGCAGAAAAUCGUCGUGAAAGUCUUGAAGGCACAAGCACAGAGUCAGAAAGCUAAAUAAAAAAUGACACUCUUUUGAGUAAUAAAAAAAUCACAAGA
Molecule: messenger RNA, 542 nt
Organism: Tupaia belangeri chinensis (Chinese tree shrew)
Lineage: Eukaryota; Metazoa; Chordata; Mammalia; Scandentia; Tupaiidae
Gene: RPL34
Product: ribosomal protein L34
Exons: 5
Coding region: 151-504 (117 amino acids)
Biological process (GO): translation
Cellular component (GO): ribosome
Molecular function (GO): structural constituent of ribosome
Source: RefSeq, a predicted model, not a curated record